GCAAAAGUCUGAGAGGAAAUGGCACAUGUCCACCAGCGAUACAUCUUGGCUUUGGCCUUGGUGCACGUUGUGUUAUCCUCUGGGGUGUUUGAGUUGAAAAUUAAUUCGUUCCACACGGCGCAGCGCAUCUGCAGGAGACACAGGGACUGCCACAUCUUUUUUAGAAUCUGCCUCAAGCACCCGGAAGAUGUGAUCUCCGCAGAGCCGCCGUGCACCUUUGGAACGGGACAAACCAAUGUCAUCAGGGCCGAUCACACUUCCAUCUCCGGCAGUGCGCCAAUCAGGGUGCCUUUCCACUUCAAAUGGCCGGGGACUUUUUCGUUGAUUAUUGAGGCUUGGAACGCAGAAUCUCCAACUGAAUACACAGACAACCAAAACAACCUUGUGAAUCGCCUGGCGACCAGGAGGAGACUCGCCAUCGGCGAGGACUGGUCCCAGGAUGUGCACUUCGGAGAGCAGAGCGAGCUGCGUUAUUCGUACCACGUCUUCUGUGACGAAUACUACUUCGGAGACGGCUGCGCCGAGUACUGCAGGCCGCGGGACGACACGCUGGGUCACUACACCUGUGACGAGGAGGGCAACCGCAUCUGCCUGGAGGGCUGGAAAGGGAACUACUGCUCGGAGCCCAUCUGCUCAGCGGACUGCAGUGAGAGACACGGCUACUGUGAGGCCCCAGGGGGCUGUAAAUGUCGCAUGGGUUGGCAGGGCCCCUCCUGCAACGAGUGCGUCCGCUACCCAGGCUGCCUCCACGGCACCUGCGGCCAGCCAUGGCAGUGUAACUGUCAGGAGGGUUGGGGGGGCCUCUUUUGUGACCAGGACCUCAACUACUGCACCAACCACAAGCCGUGUGCCCAUGGUGCCACCUGCACCAACACUGGCCAGGGCAGCUACACUUGUGCCUGCAGGCCUGGCUUUGGGGGUACGAACUGUGAGCUGGAAACCAAUGAGUGUGACAGCAACCCCUGCAAAAAUGGAGGCAGCUGCAAUGACCUGGAAAAUGACUACUCUUGCACCUGCCCGCAAGGAUUCUACGGCAAAAACUGUGAGAUCAUCGCAAUGACGUGUGCGGAUGGGCCCUGCUUCAACGGCGGGACGUGUGUGGAGAUCAUGUCGGGAGGUUACACGUGCCGGUGCCCUCCCAGCUACACGGGCUCCAACUGUGAGAAAAAGCUGGAUCGCUGCAGCAACAGGCCCUGCUUAAACGGUGGCGAGUGUCUGGACCUCGGCCAGAGCAUCCUAUGCCGCUGUCAGGCCGGCUUCACCGGUGCCAACUGCCAAGUCAACAUCGACGACUGCGCCUCCAACCCCUGCCAAAAUGCCGGGACCUGUCAAGAUGCCGUGAAUGACUACAUUUGUUCCUGCACCUUAGGGUACACCGGCAAGAACUGCAGCGUGCGCUCAGACGCAUGUGGAGAGCGUCCUUGUCAGAAUGGCGGCACUUGCUUCACUCACUUCACAGGUCCCGUAUGCCAGUGCCCGAAAGGAUUUAUGGGUCCAAGUUGCGAGUUCACGCUGCAGCCUAGUUUCAAGCCCGCUUUGCGCCAGACCUCCCAGCCCUCCUCGGCCACGCUAACCAUCUCCUGCAUUCUUUCCAUCCUGGUAGUGGCUCUCGUGGCUGGUAUUAUCUUGCUGAGGAGACGCAGGAGGCUGCAAGGAAGGAAGCAGCUCAGCGACACAGCGGUUUACAAUGACCUGGAGACAGUGAACAACCUGGGGGGAAGCGAGAGAGACUCCUUCCUCAGUCCGAACGGUCUGUUCAAGAUCAGCAACAGCACGGCCCGCCUCAGCUUCGACCCCUUUUCGGAAGGAAGGUCAGGAUACAGGCACAAUCCUGUUGAGAGCGGCCCGGCCAGAGCGGAUCUGAUAUGGAGGGACGAGGCGGGCCUUGGUUCAAUAACUGGGCUAAGAUGAACAGAAUUCAGCGAGAACACACUAAGAUGAAUAUUAGCACUUGGUGCUCCUCUUUCUUUGUGUACAAAAGGAGCAAAAUUCACCAGUUGAAACCCACUCUGCAACAACAUACCAAACAAUGGACUGCUCUAAUGAAGAGCAUUUACAAAGAUUAUUCAAAGAAUUAUAUGGGACAAACCUCUUUCACAUUUAAGACCCAAAGAGACAAUUAUUAAGAGCCAUCUUUCGGAGGACCUACAACUCAAACCAAAUACACAAAGUUACAGUACUGAACAACUUUGGAAAAUUUGCCCCAGGUGUAUGACUUUAU
Molecule: messenger RNA, 2221 nt
Organism: Phycodurus eques (leafy seadragon)
Lineage: Eukaryota; Metazoa; Chordata; Actinopteri; Syngnathiformes; Syngnathidae
Gene: dlb
Product: deltaB
Exons: 7
Coding region: 19-1911 (630 amino acids)
Biological process (GO): heterophilic cell-cell adhesion; establishment or maintenance of epithelial cell apical/basal polarity; Notch signaling pathway
Cellular component (GO): protein-containing complex; plasma membrane
Molecular function (GO): calcium ion binding
Source: RefSeq, a predicted model, not a curated record